AUCUACACUGCUUGAGUCAAACUAUGCCCUCCGCUUGUUCUUAUCCUUUAACCUUCGGAGACUUUUGUUGAGAGCAGUGGAUCUACGAUUAAUAAUCUGCCCUUUGAACCCAACCAUUUAUCAGCAACGAUUUCAUCAUUCUCGGCAUACCGAGGUACUAGCGAGGUAUUUAGGUCAGGAUCUAGGGAUAGAUUCAAAGUCUCUCUUAUCAACUUACCCUACCUUCCUACUUCAGAAGUGUAUCUAUUUUCCCCGCCCAUCUUUCCUCAGCACGGUUUCAACGAAUAAAAUGGCGUCCGCGGUCAUCAACCAAAUUGCUAUCCUUACUCCUAAGGAGGGAAAGUUUGACGAACUCGCCGCUGAACUGGCCAACAUCACCCGGAACGUGCAAGAACACGAGCCCGAGACGCUGGUGUAUUAUGCUUAUGCCGAUGCCAAGAAGGAAGAGAUCAUUGUCGUUGAGAGAUAUGUGAACCAAGCUGCCUCGGACAAGCACCGGGCUGCACCUUACUUCCAGGAUCUCAUCAAGAAGGCCCCUGAGCUGCUAGGCAAACCAUUGGAACUCAAGGUUGGCAAUGAGUUGCUCCAGGAAUCUGCACAAGUUGUCCGAGUGUAGGAUAUGAGCUUGUCUGUUCUUUAUAUAGUUUGAUGACAUAAUUACAUAUGACUUCUUUGGAUUGAGUGUCUUCUCUAUAAGCAUUAGGCUCGAUGUAUGUCUGCAUCAGUCGAAAAGCUCCUUUAGAGAGGCUGAG
Molecule: messenger RNA, 752 nt
Organism: Aspergillus caelatus
Lineage: Eukaryota; Fungi; Ascomycota; Eurotiomycetes; Eurotiales; Aspergillaceae
Product: putative quinol monooxygenase
Exons: 3
Coding region: 290-616 (108 amino acids)
Source: RefSeq, a predicted model, not a curated record